Solea solea (common sole) is the source of this 4722-nucleotide messenger RNA. Its product is annotated as RNA polymerase II elongation factor ELL2-like. Gene Ontology annotation, cellular component: transcription elongation factor complex. Gene Ontology annotation, biological process: snRNA transcription by RNA polymerase II; positive regulation of transcription elongation by RNA polymerase II; transcription elongation by RNA polymerase II. The coding region runs from base 105 to 1958 and encodes 617 amino acids. Gene Ontology annotation, molecular function: cis-regulatory region sequence-specific DNA binding. NCBI's taxonomy places the organism in Eukaryota, Metazoa, Chordata, Actinopteri, Pleuronectiformes, Soleidae. The record is from RefSeq and is a predicted model, not a curated record. The transcript has 12 exons.
UCUCUGUGGCCCCGCCCCCCGCAGUGACGUCACCGCGCGGAGCGUGUGUGGAAUGGAGAGGGGAAAGCAGCUUUAAUUGCACGACAGAGAGAAAAAGGGCAGCGAUGGCUUCGCUGAGGCAGGAGCAGCGUUAUGGACUGAGCUGUGGAAAAAGCAGCAGGAGCGGCCCGAGCAGCAGCAGCAGCAGCGGCAGCAGCGGCUGCAGCAGGACCUUGUACCAUGUGAAGCUCACAGACACAGCACUGAGGGCGCUGGAGGCUUAUCAGAACCUCAAGGGAUCUUUACCAAAUGAACCAUCAGUUUGUUUCAAAGGCAACCAAGGGUACAUUAAGAUCCCGGCUCCCACUCCAGAGUCGCUGUCUGCUCUUCGGAUCUUCUCCUUCUACUUAUCCAGUGACAGCAAAGAUCAACCUCAAGCCAGCUUCGACUGCAUCCAUCAGUAUGUCUCAAGCGACGGCCGUGAGAAGCUGGAAGGUCAAGGCAUCAUCCAGGACAAGAUCACCGUCUGUGCCACGGAGGACUCGUACCAGGUGACCCGCGAGAGGAUGUCUCAGGUGGAGAAGGACAGCUGGAGCCGUUCUGCCAUUGAGAUCAAACCUGGAGCCACACAUCCAAGUAAAUGUGUCAAGUUCCACAAAUGGUCGGCUCCUCCUCCUCCUACUCCUCCUCCUCCUCCUCCUGCAUCAGACAAGCAGUCAAGCAACAACAGGAGGAACGGUGGAUCGGCCCCACCAACCCUGAAACCCCUGAGGGAACACAUUAUCCACCUGCUGGCUCUGAAACCUUACAGGAAACCAGAGCUGCUGCUAUGGCUGGAAAGAGUGAGAGUGGGCCCCAAAGACAAGGCUGAGCUGGGUACAAUACUGGACGAGGUGGCGAAGGUGAAUCCCAAAGACAGCAGCUAUGUGCUGAGGGACGACUUCUACAGAUAUGUGCAGAGGGACUGGCCAGGCUACAGUGAGGAGGAGAGGCAGCUGAUCAGCAGGCUGCAGGCCAGGAAACAGAUUAGCAACCAGUCAAGAAGUCUUCAAGCAAACUUAUCAAUACUUAAAUCCACAGAAGAUACAACACCACAUCUCAACACGCUGAAAAAUCCUGCAGUGAAACGCCCUGUGCCUUUUGACUCGCUGGAGAGGCUUGCCGUUAAGAGGCAAAAACUUGUGGAGCAGAGGUUGCAACAGCAACCCGCUGUAAAUGGACUCUCAAACGGUAAAUCACACGACAAUGCGACUCCUACCCUCAACCACAGCUUCCACACAAAGACUGAGUUCCAUAGGACAGCCAACCAUGCUGGUAACCAGAAUGCCUCACCGGGUGACAACAGUGACUUUCCUGUAGUGCACAAACUGUCGCGCACCUCUGACACACCUGUCUCAGAGAGCCGGGAUCAGGAACCCAAUUUUCAGCCACCGCAGGACGACACUGCCUGCACUCAGCAGCCGUUCUCCAACAGCCAUCACAAAAAGAAAAAACCUAAAAAGCACAAAGACAAGGAGCGGGAGAGGUUAAAAGACAACAAGCGCAGUGACUGGUUGGAGAAAAGUCCUGAUCUGAAGCAGACACAGGACAAACUAGACGAUACUGAAAUCACAAAUACAGUCGCCUCUGAGGAGAAGCCAGAUUAUGUUCUCACCUACGGCCCCAUCGCGAGUGUGGAGCAACGUAAGCGGUACCAGGAAGAUUUCUGCGCAGAGUAUGACGAGUACAAAGACCUCCACUCCCGGAUCGCCACCAUAACACACAUGUUUGUCCAGCUGGGGUCCAAGAUCAAGUGCCUGUCCCCAGGCACACAAGACCAUAAGAUAAUGGAAGAACAAAUACUAGAAAAGUACAAGAAGUAUCGGAAGAAGUUCCCCGGCUACCGGGAAGAGAAGAAACGUUGCGAGUAUCUCCACGAGAAACUGUCCUACAUCAAACAGCUCAUCAUAGACUAUGACAUUUCCCAGACUUCAUCAUAGCAUCGGCCCUCUGUUGACUCCAGGAACCCGUUUGCAGAGACCGUGGACGACAAGAUACUGCGGGCGCUAAUUAUGUGGUAGAUUUCACUCUGGUAUUUCUUAAGACUGCUCUUCAUUAAAGGAAUCAUUUUUGUUUUACAUGUUUUCAAGUCCAACAAAGAGACAAAUCUUGGGAUUAGAAGAUUUGUGCAUCAGUGCAUAUGAUGACACCGUUGUUCCCUAAUAAUAGUUUUUUGGCGGUCUCAGUCAUUUUAAUGGAAAUAUGGGCAAAAUAAUGGAUACGUUUAAAUGAUUUUCUGUGCUUUCGACGAAACACUUUGCUUCUACUUAAAACUCAUAAAAGCUCAUAUCAAAGUUGACUUGUGUGAUUGAAGCAGGGAGAAUGAAUUUCAACAUUAUUUUAACAAAAAAAAAUUGUCUCUAAUGCAGUUUCUCUUACUUCGUGAAGAAACUGACAUAUUUCACAAGUAGAUUAAAAAAUGAAGCAUUACAUGAAGAUAUUUUUGCAGUACAGCCGGUGAGGGUGCGCCACUGUUUAUGUGGAUUCAUCUGCUUGGCUUUUGUCAUGAAUGGAAUCAUUUUCCUCCAUUCAUCGAGUAUUUGUUUGGUCUAUAAAAUGUCAAAAAAAAAUCAAGUUGAUUGGUUUCCCAAACCUGGAAAUGAUGAUGCAAAUCAGUUUUAAUGACUUCUUUGUCAAAUGGAGCAAAGAAACUAGAAAAUAAUCACAUUUAAGAGGCUAAGAAACUCACAAAUGUUUUAAUUAUUUAAAAAAAAAAACCUCAACUUAGUAAUUGAUUAAUAAUUGUCGCGGCCCUGCAUAUAAUGUAUAUCCUGUAUCCCCAAAUGCACUUCUGUAUAUCUUAAGUAUUUAUUCACCACACACAUUUCUCUUAAAUGAUUGGUGAAGUUACCAAAAUGCUUGGCCUUCAUGGCUGUUGCAAUAACUUUUACGAGGAGAGACCAUUUGCUUCUCCCUCAAUAAUAAUCAGGCACCAAGUCUAAUUUUUUUCCCCCAAGUAUUUAAAACCCACUGGAAAGGAGCGUGAUUCUCUCUUUCCUUUAGAACUACUGAUGUAUUUAUUUUCAGCCAUCUUCCUCUUUUAUCAUGUGUUGUUGGUCUCCUCAGCUUGAAGUGUCAGAUCUUGUUAGAUCAAAGUGUUUGUAUAUCCAAGCGGCGUGGGGAGGGGGAGGUGGGAGAGGUGGUGUAUAGUAUAGGAAAGGCUCAGGUAAUAUAAUAUGCUUUUCCUCUAACUCCAUGUUCCUCUGAAAUGGCAAAGAAAGAUAGGAGCACAACAGAAAAAUGUGUAUUUGCUUCAUUAAAGCCAGUUGUGGUACUUAGGUAUUUUAAAUAGUAGCCCAGCACACGUUUAGGUCGUUUUUUUGCGCUAAACUAUUUCCUUUUUUUUUUUAAAAGGGAAGGGGACAAGCUCAUGAAAUUUCUAUUCAAUCUAUGUCGCGCGGUUGCCGUUGUUGUACUGAAUUUACUGAAUGAUCACCCUUUAACCCUUUAACACCUAAGCCUGAAAAUGUCCGCCUGGCCUUUUUUGCUUAUUGUGCACAUAAGAGCGCCAGAAAAUGUCCUUUUGAGUAAGUGCUUUUGCCCAUUUUUUCAAUGCCUGGCAGUUAUUUACAAUUAACUGCAUGUUAAAGAGAGCGCAUGAACAGUCUAAAGUCAAGAAAAACAAAAAACAGAAUUUGAUUUUAGAGUUUUAUUGAGAAAAAAAUAUUGUAGUUGUUCAUGAGUAGGAUUUUGCAUUUUAAUUUUGAAAUGUGAACAGUAUAAAACUGUGUCAGUGAAAUGACCGUAAUAAGCACAUGGCUGGCUUUGAAGUGCAAGUUGUUAGCUUUCAGAAACCAUUGGAAUGUUUCUGAUGGCACAAACCGUCGCGUAAUUACGGUAAUGCAAAGAGCGCUUGCCCAAACGUGUCGCCGGCGAUGCGCUCGGUGUCAAAGGGUUAAAGUGAAUAACACAAAUAGAAGCCUUAAGAUUAUACUUAUUUAGAGGGGAAAAAACAACUCAAACUGCCAAUAUCAACAUGAAGUUUUUAUCCAUACGCGUCUGUUAUCUGCCUUAUAUUAGUGUUAGCUGUCAAGUCUGUCUUUUAAAAGUCAAAAAUAUUUCAUCAUGUAUUAUACACUUUGAUUUUGCUGUUGUGGCAAUACCUUACUUAGGGGGUUUUGCAUUUGUAAUCCUUAUGGUACUCUGUUUUUAAAUCAUCACACAUGGUCUGGUCUUUAUCCGCGUGACUCCCGUUCCUCGCCCCCGAGCAUAUUAUGGUUUGAUCGGGAGACUGGCUUCAUUGAUUUUCUGCAAAGCACAAAAAUAAAAACGUGUUUUUGUGAAAGUAACAGCACUCAAUCAGUUUCAGGUAAUUAUGGUAAUUAUGGAAAUGAGUCGGGGAGGAAAAAUGGACAUAAGUGUGAAAUGUGUUCAAGGAAAAAACCAUGAUUACACGUGGGUUAUUGACUUUGAUGGAAGAAUCACUGGGCAGAACAUUUCUUUAAAAAAAUAAAUUAAAAAAAAAUCACUAAAUGAAAUAUAUUUAUCUGUGCAAAUCUUUUAUCACAAGUGACGACAAAAUGUUGUUGUUGUUGUUGUUUUUUUGGACUGGUGCUGAGCCUUCACAAUGCACCGCUGCGUCCUGCUCAGCAGUUGUGUUUAUGUACCGUGUACCCGCUGAAGGAGAGUCACCAACUGCAUUUUAAAAAUGUACACUUUACUCUUUUUUGUGCACAGUUCAAACGAAUAAAAGCAUCAAAGGGA